AUGAGUUUUCAUGGUUACGUGUCUAAGCUUGAAUCUGCCUUCCAUGAACUAGCGCAAGGCUUCUAUCAGCAGAAACUCAAAGCUAUCCGAGCAAGGUCUAUACCGAAUAAUUCACCUGCAUUAGUUGUUCGUCAGCUAUUCAAACUUGCCUUCCUCUCGGAACUGCGGCAGGACACCCAUACUGCUUACAGGAACUAUCGUCUUGCGUAUGAACAGUGCAAGGAUCAUAUUGAAAGCUGGGAUCCUUACGAUAUUUUCGAGUGGCGGAGUGUUGUUGGGCUGCUAAAUUAUAAGAUCUGCGAGUUAUGUUUUCUUCAUAAUAUGGCUGUCGAAGCGAUUAACCAGAUGCGCAGGCAUCAGGCCGUCUUCUUCUCUGGCCCUGCCGGUGUUUACCCUACCCCGCAACUCGCUCACAUCGAACUACAAUUAUGGAAUGCCAAAGAGGCACCGUUAGCUACUUUGAAUCCUGGAACACAUUUGGAUUUGGCCGCGUCAUUGUACUCUGCCGUGAACAAGAGUAUUCUAGCGUUGAAGAAAACAAAUCCUCUAACGCAGCCGUAUCCAAACCCUGAUCCCAUGGCGGCAAUACAUAAUACCGUCUUCUUCGGUCAGCGUCCAUGGAGAAUUGGAUAUGAUGGUCUUGCUCCAGCUAAUGUUGAAGCAGACGCAGUUAUUGCCAUUCUG
Messenger RNA from Cylicostephanus goldi, 684 nucleotides. The record is from the annotation of a GenBank genome assembly. Lineage: Eukaryota; Metazoa; Nematoda; Chromadorea; Rhabditida; Strongylidae.